CGUGUCGUGGCCUCGUCAACGACACGACCGUCGCCUUUCUUUUACAGUUCCACCCAGGAAGGCAAUCCUGCUUCGGACGAAACGGUGAAGGCGAAUUGUCAAUAAAGGCGUUCUUUUUCGUUCUCGGACAAGUUCCUUGGGCUCCGUCUCCCACGGCAAAGAUCCUUUCUUUUUCGGUGCUCAGAGGGUCGAUUCCGAUGGAUUUAGAAGAAGAAGCCAGUGAGAACCCAGUUAAAGGGGAGAAUGGUGACCAAGAAGAAAAUGCAAUUUCAGAGCCAUACGUGGGGAUGGAAUUUGAUUCUGAAGAAGCUGCCCGGAAAUUCUAUAUUGACUAUGCAAGACGGGUUGGAUUUGUGGUUCGUAUAAUGCAGCGUCGACGGUCAGGAAUUGAUGGCAGAACACUUGCCCGUCGGCUUGGGUGUAAUAAGCAGGGUUUCUCACCAAAUCAGAAAGGUUCUCAUGGACCAGACAAGAAGCCACGGCCCAGUGCACGAGAAGGUUGCAAGGCCACAAUUCUAGUGAAGAUGGAGAAGUCCGGAAAAUGGGUGGUUACAAGAUUUGUAAAGGAUCAUAAUCAUCCUUUGGUUGUAACUGCGAAUGGAUUCGGUACAAUGGGUGACAAGGAGAAGAAGAUCGAAGAACUUACUUUGGAAUUGGAACAUCAGGAGCAACUAUGCGUGGCUUACCGGGAACAAUUGCUUAGUUUUAUGAAUAAUGUUGACCAGCAAAAUGAAGAACUAUCUUCGAAAAUACAACCUAUUGUUGAGAAUCUAAGGAAAAUUGAAUCAGAAACGCAAAAGCAUUCUAUCUAUAGAUAAUCUAUCAUCCAUUUUGCAUUGUGAUGUACCAUAAGUGCAUGAAAUUUGUGAAUUAUUCAUGGUCAGCUCAAUUGAAGCUUCUUGUUUGCCACGA
This is a messenger RNA of Eucalyptus grandis, 912 nucleotides long. RefSeq names its product protein FAR1-RELATED SEQUENCE 5. Bases 198 to 818 code for a protein of 206 amino acids. NCBI's taxonomy places the organism in Eukaryota, Viridiplantae, Streptophyta, Magnoliopsida, Myrtales, Myrtaceae. The transcript has 3 exons. The record is from RefSeq and is a predicted model, not a curated record.